AUCGUUUGAGUGGGGAAGAAGGGCCGAACUCAUGAGACCACUGUCCUUCGAGAACUUGAGGAGGCUCGUCGGCCGCAAGAAGGACCGUAACGAGCCAUCCUUCAAGCGCAGCGAGUCCUUCAAAAGGAUAUCGAUAAGAAAAAGUUAUCUGGAUCGGGGCAAGCGGCGUAACAAGCUUCAGAAGAGCUUGGAGCCGACCGUUGCGCCCUCCGUUGACGCGAAAUUGGACGAAAAAUGUAUCGAGAAGCAGACGAUAAUAAACGAACCGAAACCGAAGAAACUUCAGGACGAUACUUUGAGUCGCGAGUCGAUCAGUUACGACGAGUGGCUGCAAGGUGUCAGCUCGUCCUCGCGCGAGAAAUUGGACGAGGCGCAUCGAGAACAACAACAGAGCAACAAGCAAAAUAAACAACACGUUUCAGGAAAGAACAACGUUUCGAAGUUUCAAAAACAGAUCGAGGCUGAUCACGUGGCUGAAGAUUUGAAAGUUCUCGAUUUGGAUGCAUCGCCGGUACUAGCUUCGAAACCUUUCAGAAUAUCGAACGAGACGAUUCAAGAGAAAAACAAUCAUCAAGAUAUCCUGCAGGUUCAGGAACCAUUUAUCGAAGGACCUCCUAGCGUCAGUAUUAAUCUUGGCAGAAUAUGGAGAGAUGCGGUACCUAUGCCGUUCCCUUCAUCCUCGGGGCCAUCUAUACACCACUCGUUGGAUAGCGCGCUCAAAGAGAGGAAAUCUCAGCCUACCGUGGCGCGGACAGUUUCCGCGCCGGAGAAAAGUGUCACCGGGAAAGAUAUCACAUCUGCAUUCGGUUUCUCCUUGAGAAUCGCCAAGUUGGCCGAUUUUCGUGCAGGGGGUACGAGAAAUGGUUUCUUCAACCGAAGAACGAAGAAACCAUCGCCCAGCGUGAGCGCGGAGGGCUACUUCAAGCGAACGAACGCCUCGAGGCGAUCCAGUUCUCGACGCCGUGGAAAGCGAACGUCUCAGAGGGUAAAGAAAUCCCAACCUCAACCUCAACCCGUGGCGCGUUCGAACAGUCCGGUAUGGUUCGUGCCGCCGGAACGACGUAGAUCGAAACGUCAAAGGCGAGUCUGGCGGGAGAUCAGAUACUUUCCCGAGGCUGAAAUUCCUGUAAUCGAGAGAAUCGACGAUUAUUCGUCGAAUUUGUCGGACGAUCAAUUCGACGACCUGAAGUUGUUGCUUUCGGGGGAUUUUAACGACAGGCGAGAAGGAGGUUUGAACUCGUUGGUCUCGUCCUCGUUAGGUUCCUUCUCCGCGACAUCCUCCUCGUCGUCGGCUUGUCGGGCACCAAAGAUUAGCGAUUUUAACGAAGACAAACUAUUCUCCGAGGAGCUACGAACUAGCGGGGUCUUAGCGCGAAGAACGAUAUGGCGACCCAUGACUUCGAAUUACUUUGCCAGCAACCAGUUUCUCAGCUUUCUAUCGAAGGGCUCGAGCAAUCUCAUUGGCAAAGAGAAGACGAGAAUAGAUUCAUCGUUGUACUACAGAUGUCUCUCGUCUACCGACAGCGAAACCGAGGACGAAACGACCAAUCAUCAUCUCGAACGAAGGAAGAGCACUCGCGCGAUGCAUAGACAGCAACACUUAAAGAGGCAAAGGUCGGGGCUUAGGAGAAGACCUCUCAGGCGAAAAUCUCAACUUCGAAAAGCUUCCGGCCAGCCAGUCUUUCUCGUGCGAAAAUGUUCGUCCUUGAGGAAAAGACCCAGGGAUAUUACGCAAAAGGGCUAUGAGAAGAAACGGACACGUCUAUUACAACAGUAUGCCUCAAAGCAACUGGGGGCUGGAAAGGAUGGAGGAGGUGUCGGCGUCCUCGGUAUCGGAGGGGUCGAGAGAACAGGUUAUGGAAGCGGUGGUGGUGGUGUUGGUGGUGGGGGCGUCGGCGUCGGCGUUGGCGUCGGCGUCGGGGUCGGUAUCGGUGUCGGUGGCCGACCACAGCCACGUGCACGCCGCACGCAGCGCCGUGUCACUCACAACGAGAAGCGCUAUCAUUCAGGAGGCCGGCUAGUACCUGGAGGAAUCGCCAGUCCCCCGGGAUCUGGCGGCUCCACCGGAAACACCGGGAAUUCGAACUCGGCGGCUGCGAGACGCGGCAAUCGCAGACUCACGCGCAAUGAGAGCCGCUAUCAUUCCGAGGUGCGCCAGGAGGCGGUGCAACAAGCUUUGGCAGCAAUGCAGGGUCGUCCGAAACCAUCUUUACCGAUGCCAUCGAAAAGAACCUCCGUGAUGGCCAGAAGUCCCGACAGAGAGCGCCGCGAUAGUGGAGAAUCGAGUAGCGACGAAGACAGCGUUGUUACCGAAGAAAGUCCUGGUGCUGGUGGUCCAACGGGCACAGGACUGUCGGAUACCAGCAGCACCGGUUCGGCGCGAGACACGCCUCCGCCUCCGAGACCACCGGCUAGGAGACCUCCUGGUGCGGACAUUACCGACAUCGCGGAAUACACGCCCCACGCGUACUGCAACAUCCAGCCCCCGGACGUGACGCACACAAGCAACACACCGGCCGCUCAACAGUCGGCCAGGCGACCGGGCGCCGACCGUGUCAAUCGUUACCAUGUGGUCGAGGAUCAGAACAACACCGGGACUACCGGCCGUUGGAAAGUGUCAGCGAAAAUUCAACAAUUGCUCAAUACAUUGAAACGGCCGAAACGUCGCCCAUUGCCCGAAUUCUACGAGGACGACGACAUCGAGCUCGAAAUCGCGGCCAAUCCCAAAGACCCGAACGCCCCGAAACCCGAGGGCGGUUCUAUGACCUCCGCGGUCGGUGAACCAGUAUCGGUCGCCGCGGGCCUGCCGAGGUCACUCGAGGUCGCCAUACAGAGGUAUGGUUCAGCAUCAUACAAAGCACCAGUGGCGACCGUUCUUGAUCCAAAUGGCAAGCUUUGCGUAACAUUGACCUAUGGAAAACUUCUAAGUCGUUCUCACAAGAUAGCCUACACACUAUUAAACAAGGCUCUAAGUCGUGGCGGUGAUUGUUGUUUAAAACCUGGGGAUCGAAUUGCCUUGGUUUAUCCAAACAACGAUCCGAUAAGCUUCAUGUGCGCCUUCUAUGGUUGCCUUCAAGCUGGUAUUGUACCUGUGCCCAUCGAAGUUCCUUUAACUCGUCGAGACGCAGGUUCCCAGCAAAUCGGUUUCCUCUUGGGCAGCUGUGGAAUUCAGGUGGCAUUAACCAGCGAAGCUUGUCUGAAAGGUCUGCCAAAGACGGCUGCAGGCGAGGUAGUAGCAUUCAAAGGUUGGCCAAAGCUCCAUUGGUUUGUCACAGAGCAUUUGGGCAAAACGCCGAAGGAUUGGCUACCGCCACCUCGGUUAACCGACGACACACCGGCGUAUAUAGAGUAUACCACGGACAAAGAUGGGUCGGUGAUGGGUGUGACAGUGACAAGAUCGGCGAUGCUGGCACAUUGUCGAGCUCUGACGCAAGCCUGUGGCUAUACGGAAGGAGAGAACGCCGUGUGCGUUUUGGACUUCAAACGGGAGGUUGGUCUGUGGCAUAGCACCCUCACCAGCGUUCUGAACGGGAUGCACGUGAUUUUUAUCCCGUACGCUCUGAUGAAAGUAAAUCCUGCGAGUUGGAUGCAAAUGAUCACCAAGCAUCGUGCUAGCGUAGCUGUGGUCAAGUCUCGAGACCUUCACUGGGGCCUCUUGGCUACUAAAGAUCAUAAGGAUAUCUCGUUGUCAUCACUGAGGCUGUUGCUGGUUGCCGAUGGUGCUAAUCCCUGGUCUCUUUCCUCGUGUGACCAAUUUCUCUCAGUUUUCCAGUCCAAAGGCUUGCGACCAGAUGCUGUCUGCCCGUGUGCAUCCUCCAGCGAGGCUCUAACGGUGUCCGUCAGGAGACCAGGCCGAGCUGGAGUAAACGCUACUGGACGUGGUGUCCUCUCUAUGUCUGGGUUGAGUUACGGUGUUGUUAGAGUAGAUCAAGAGAAUUCUCUUACCUCUUUGACUCUUCAAGAUUGCGGCCAAGUCAUGCCCGGAAGUAUCGUAGUGGUAAUCAAAAUGGAAGGACAGCCAUUCAUCUGCAAAACGGACGAAGUAGGCGAGAUAUGCGUGCAUAGUUCAGCGACUGGAAACCAAUAUUGGGGAUUACAAGGAUUGACGAAUAACACGUUCAAAGUUUCCCCACUUCAAGCCGAUGGAAGUCCGCUUGGCGAUGUGGAAUAUACUCGUUCUGGUUUAUUGGGUUUCCUGGGCCCUGGUGGUCUUGUGUUCGUUUGCGGAUCGCGCGAUGGUCUUAUGACUGUCACCGGAAGGAAGCAUAACGCCGACGAUAUUAUCGCUACAGUGUUGGCCGUCGAACCCAUGAAAUUUAUUUAUCGCGGGAGAAUAGCAGUUUUCAGUGUACGUGUCCUGAGAGAUGAACGAAUAUGCGUCGUUGCGGAACAACGACCCGAUUGCAGCGAAGAGGAAAGUUUCCAAUGGAUGUCUCGUGUCCUCCAAGCGGUAGAUUCCAUUCACGCGGUUGGAAUAUAUUGUUUGGCAUUGGUCCCGCCAAAUUACCUCCCGAAAACGCCGCUAGGCGGCAUUCAUCUGUCGGAAACGAAACGACGUUUCUUAGAGGGUACCCUACAUCCGGCUAAUGUUCUUCUUUGUCCGCACACUUGCGUUACGAAUCUACCGAAACCACGCGAAGUCCAUUCAGCGGGGGAUUCUGUUGCAGACGUUGGUCCGGCCAGUGUCAUGGUGGGCAACAUUGUUCAGGGUAAUAGACUGGCAUCGGCUCAAGGACGAGAUAUGGGUGUCUUAGAUGAGGACAGUGAUAAUGCUAAAAAGUAUCAAUUCAUUUCGGAAAUACUGCGAUGGCGUGCUGUCAGUACUUCUGAUCAUGUAAUCUUCACGUCAUUAAAUGCAAAAGGAGCUGUAGCAACUUCUUUAUCGUGCUCGCAAUUGCACAAAAAAGCUGAACGAAUCGGAAAUUUGUUGUUGGAUCGUGGAAGAAUCAAUACAGGAGACCACGUAGCAUUAAUAUUUCCUCCUGGUACAGACUUGAUAUGCGCAUUUUAUGGUUGCCUUUAUGUUGGCGCCGUGCCAGUUACAAUUAGGCCACCUCAUCCACAAAACCUCCAAACUACUUUACCAACUGUUCGUAUGAUUGUGGAUGUCAGUAAGUCUGUGCUCGUGCUCACGAAUCAAAAUAUCCUGAAACUAUUGAAAACAAAGGAAGCGAACAAUGUUGUUGACAUUAAGAGUUGGCCAACAAUCCUCGAUAUGGACGACAUGCCAAAGAAGAAGUUACCUGUCAUGUAUCGAGCGCCCACGGCAGAGAUGCUGGCUUACUUAGAUUUCAGCGUCUCUACAACAGGAAUGCUUGCAGGAAUUAAAAUGUCUCAUGCAGCAGUGACGUCUCUUUGUCGUGCCAUGAAACUUGCCUGUGAAUUGUAUCCAUCCAGGCAUAUCGCUCUGUGUUUAGAUCCUUAUUCUGGAUUAGGAUUCGCCCUUUGGUGUUUGAGUAGUAUAUAUAGCGGUCAUCAUUCCAUACUUAUACCACCGUCUGAGGUUGAAGUUAAUCCAGCCUUAUGGUUAUCAGCAGUUAGUCAAUCCAGAGUAAGAGACACGUUUUGUUCUUACGGUGUAAUGGAGUUGUGUACCAAGGGUCUCGGUUCUUCUGUUCAUGCUCUAAAAGCAAGAGGCGUUAGUUUGGCCUGCGUCAGAACGUGUGUUGUCGUAGCUGAAGAAAGACCUCGAAUCGCACUUACUACGAGCUUCAGUAAACUUUUCUCUGCUCUUGGUUUAAGUCCACGUGCUGUCUCGACUUCUUUCGGGUGUAGAGUAAACACAGCUAUUUGCUUACAGGGUGCAUCGAGUCCAGAACCUUCUACAGUAUACGUUGAUCUCCGCGCAUUGCGCAAUGACCGAGUAUCUCUAGUUGAAAGAGGUAGUCCACAUUCUUUAUGCCUGAUGGAAUCGGGUAAAUUGUUACCUGGAGUGAAGGUGAUUAUUGCCAAUCCAGAAACGAAAGGACAAUGCGGAGAUUCUCAUUUAGGAGAAAUUUGGGUGCAAUCUGCUCAUAAUGCCAGUGGCUAUUUCACGAUAUAUGGUGACGAGAGCGAUUACGCUGAUCACUUCAAUGCCCGUCUCGUAACUGGGAAUACAAAUGAAGUUUACGCCAGAACUGGUUAUCUUGGUUUCUUAAGACGUACCGAAAGCGUUCAGCAAUCGGUUAUCAGUGAUAUUCCUGGUGAUACUUCUGCCGAAGCGGAUCUUGUUCCUGGCGAUUCUGAAUUACAUGAUGCUGUGUUCGUAGUUGGUGCCCUCGAUGAGGCCAUUCUACUCAGAGGAAUGCGAUAUCACCCGAUUGACAUUGAGAAUAGCGUGAUGAGAUGUCAUAAGAAAAUAGCAGAAUGUGCCGUAUUUACAUGGACCAACCUCCUAGUAGUAGUGGUGGAACUUGACGGAAGUGAAAGCGAAGCUUUAGAUCUCGUGGCAUUGGUUACCAGCGCUGUUCUAGAAGAACAUCAUCUGGUAGUCGGUGUAGUGGUCGUGGUGGAUCCUGGAGUAGUUCCAAUAAAUUCGCGUGGUGAAAAGCAACGAAUGCACUUGCGUGAUGGUUUUCUAGCGGACCAACUCGAUCCAAUCUAUGUGGCAUAUAAUAUGUGAGGAGAAAACGCAGAAAAUGCAUUAUCUACUGAACAAAAAAAGACUGGUAUCGUAGUUUCCAGUCAUGUUUUUACUCCCAUGUCGACACGUAGAUACUCCCGAUUCGAAAUCAUAAACUGCAUUUCAAAUUUUUAUUCUCUCUCAUGGAAGUCGACUUUCCUAUGGAGAAACUGGAAUAUAUUACAAGGACUCAACGUAUUUUUAAAGCGAACGUCGUCCCUAAACAAUUUAUAUUCUUCUUUUGUAAGAAGAACGCGUAUAUUUAAAUUUUUUAUCUCGUUAAUAUGUUAAAGAAGAGUAAGAAAGUUUGUAAUACUUCGAAAUUUUCAACACUCGGUUAUCACCAAUCCUUAUCAUUAGUAACAGAAAGUAUUUCUUUCUGUUAUAUUAGAAAUAAUCAUCAUUAUAUGAACAACUAUUAGAUACAUAAUUUUAUAUAUAAUUGAGAAACAGGGACGAUAUAAAAAACCGCUUUAUAUAUUCUGACAAACAAUUUAUUCAUAAAAAGUCACCAAUGAGGAAUUCUACUUCAAAUAACGAUAAUCUUGAGACGACAUUCGAAGCAUUAUUAAAAGACUUAAAAGAGUAACGAGAUUUACAUAAUUGCACAUACAAUAUUAACGAUUCUAAA
Apis mellifera (honey bee) is the source of this 7235-nucleotide messenger RNA. RefSeq names its product disco-interacting protein 2 (gene DIP2). Bases 32 to 6604 code for a protein of 2190 amino acids. The transcript has 17 exons. Lineage: Eukaryota; Metazoa; Arthropoda; Insecta; Hymenoptera; Apidae. The record is from RefSeq and is a predicted model, not a curated record.